GGCGAGUCGGUAAACAGAUCCGGGGCGCUUGCGGCGCCGGCGCUGCGGCGGGCGAGCGCGUGGAGGCGGCGCGAAGGUGACCGCGGGGCCCCGCUUCCUGCCGCCGGCCCUGAGGAUGACUGCCAUGUUGGGGGACGCCAUCAUGCUGGUCAGAGGCCUUGCCAAGCUGGCCCAGGCGGCCGUGGAAACCCACCUGCAGCACCUGGGCCUCGGCGGGGAGCUGGUCCUGGCGGCCAGGGCCCUGCAGUCCACUGCCGCGGAGCAGAUCGGCCUGGUCCUGGGCAAGGUGCAGGGUCAGGAUCGGCGUGAAGAGCCAUAUGCCGAGGGCUUCGAUGACCCGGAAGCAGAGUUCUCUGGGCCUCAGACUGCAGGGGCCCCCACGGAUUUCUCUGCGGCCUCCUCCCCUGACCGGUCGCCGCCUCCACCCUGGGACCAGGCCAGCAGUGAGGGCCCAGCUCCUGCCUACGUUGCCAGCGGACCCUUUAGGGAAGCUGGGCUCCCGGGCCAGGUUGCCUCCCCUCUGGGCACAGUGACCGGGAGGCUCUUUGGAGACCCCAGAGACCCACUCUCUGCCACAGGCCUUCGGCGAAGGUUCUUCCACCAGGACCAGUCCCCCAUGGGGGGGCUCACCGCCGAGGACAUUGAGAAGGCCCGGCAGGCCAAGGCUCGCCCCGAGAGCAAGCCCCACAAGCAGAUGCUCAGCGAGCGGGCUCGGGAGCGGAAGGUGCCAGUUACACGGAUCGGGCGGCUGGCCAACUUUGGAGGUCUGGCCGUGGGUCUAGGCUUCGGGGCGCUGGCCGAGGUGGCCAAGAAGAGCCUCCGCCCAGGGGACCCUCCAGGGAAGAAGGCCGUGCUGGACUCCAGCCCCUUCCUGUCCGAGGCGAACGCGGAGCGCAUCGUCCGCACGCUGUGCAAGGUGCGCGGGGCGGCGCUCAAGCUGGGCCAGAUGCUGAGCAUCCAGGACGACGCUUUCAUCAACCCCCAUCUGGCCAAGAUCUUCGAGCGGGUGAGGCAGAGCGCGGACUUCAUGCCGCUGAAGCAGAUGAUGAAGACCCUCAACGGUGACCUGGGCCCUGGCUGGCGGGACAAGCUGGAGUACUUUGAGGAGCGGCCCUUCGCGGCCGCGUCCAUCGGGCAGGUGCACCUGGCUCGCAUGAAGGGCGGCCGCGAGGUGGCCAUGAAGAUCCAGUACCCGGGCGUGGCCCAGAGCAUCAACAGUGACGUCAACAACCUCAUGGCCGUGCUGAACAUGAGCAACAUGCUUCCUGAAGGCCUGUUCCCCGAGCACCUGAUCGAUGUGCUGAGGCGGGAGCUGGCCCUGGAGUGUGACUACCAGCGGGAGGCGGCCUGUGCCCGCAAGUUCAGGGAGCUGCUGAAGGACCACCCCUUCUUCUACGUGCCUGAGAUCGUGGACGAGCUCUGUAGCCCCCACGUGCUGACCACGGAGCUGGUGUCCGGUUUCCCCCUGGACCAGGCGGAGGGGCUGAGCCAGGAGAUCCGGAACGAGAUCUGCUACAACAUCCUGGUCCUGUGCCUGCGGGAGCUGUUCGAGUUCCACUUCAUGCAGACGGACCCCAACUGGUCCAACUUCUUCUAUGACCCUCAGCAGCACAAGGUGGCCCUUCUGGACUUUGGGGCAACUCGGGAAUUUGACCGAUCCUUCACUGACCUCUACAUUCAGAUCAUCAGGGCAGCCGCCGACAGGGACAGGGAGGCGGUGCUGAAGAAAUCCAUAGAGAUGAAGUUCCUCACAGGCUACGAGGUCAAGGCCAUGGAGGACGCCCAUCUGGACGCCAUCCUGAUCCUGGGGGAGGCCUUCGCCUCGGAGGGGCCCUUUGACUUCGGCACGCAGAGCACCACCGAGAAGAUCCACAACCUGAUCCCCAUCAUGCUGAAGCACCGCCUCGUCCCGCCCCCCGAGGAGACCUACUCCCUGCACAGGAAGAUGGGGGGCUCCUUCCUCAUCUGCUCCAAGCUCAAGGCCCGCUUCCCCUGCAAGGCCAUGUUCGAGGAGGCCUACAGCAACUACCGCCGGCGGCAGGCCGAGCAGUAGCGGGGUGAGGCGGGGGGGGGGGGGGGGAACUGGGGCGUCCACGCGGGCGGCUCCGGAGAGGCCGCCGCUCUAGGCGGUUCUGACCGCUAAGAGGGCGCGGGGCCAGCCGCGCAGGACUGCCCGCGAGGCCCGGCCGCGCCGCCGGUCUGCGCGUGCGUGUGGAACCUCUGAAGCAGGUAAAGAUAAGGCGGCCCUCUCUGCUUUUUUCCCUUUCGGACCCGGGGAUGUUCCUGAUGGAAUGUUCGCCGGAAGGUGAGCGCGUUCCCUGGGAACCUCUGCCGCCGGAAAUACCGAGAAGCCCCUGGAUUUUUACUGACCGUGAAGCCUGAGGCUCGUGUGUGCGCUUCUAGAAUGAGAUUUGUGUUUUCUGCCCUUCCCUCCAGCCUGUGCUCUGAGCAGGCCCCGCCUGCUCUCUGGCUGGUCUGUAUACUCCCGACGCGUGGAAGUUUCCGCAGAACUGACGCGGCCCGCGACGGGUGGGAGUGACCCCGCCCUCGUCUCUGUGUGGGGAGUUGGUGUGGGGGCCCCCCUUCCCCCUCCAGGCCCCAGGGCUUUUGUGGAGGAGGCGGAGGUGCAGAGGACGCCUGCUUAGAGCUGGGGGGUCGUUACAGGCUGUUAAUUUUUGUACAAUUCUUGUAAUUGUCAGAUUUGUUUCAAUAUUAAAAAGAACACCGAAACUCACCAUCC
Messenger RNA from Panthera uncia (snow leopard), 2740 nucleotides. It is a transcript of the gene COQ8A, whose product is annotated as coenzyme Q8A. Gene Ontology annotation, molecular function: kinase activity. The record is from RefSeq and is a predicted model, not a curated record. The transcript is spliced from 15 exons. The coding region runs from base 116 to 2053 and encodes 645 amino acids. Gene Ontology annotation, biological process: ubiquinone biosynthetic process. Gene Ontology annotation, cellular component: extrinsic component of mitochondrial inner membrane. NCBI's taxonomy places the organism in Eukaryota, Metazoa, Chordata, Mammalia, Carnivora, Felidae.